Messenger RNA from Eutrema salsugineum, 720 nucleotides. Its product is annotated as N-terminal acetyltransferase B complex catalytic subunit NAA20. The transcript has 6 exons. Gene Ontology annotation, molecular function: protein-N-terminal amino-acid acetyltransferase activity. Gene Ontology annotation, biological process: N-terminal peptidyl-methionine acetylation. Bases 66 to 590 code for a protein of 174 amino acids. The record is from RefSeq and is a predicted model, not a curated record. Gene Ontology annotation, cellular component: NatB complex. Lineage: Eukaryota; Viridiplantae; Streptophyta; Magnoliopsida; Brassicales; Brassicaceae.
GUUGUUCUCGCUCUUUCUUUUUCCCAGAAAUCCGAGGAAACUCAAAAGGGAUUUGCGAAAGGAAGAUGACGACGAUACGUAGAUUCAGCUGCAAUGACCUUCUCCGGUUCACCUCCGUCAAUCUCGACCACCUCACUGAAACAUUCAACAUGUCCUUCUACAUGACCUACUUAGCUAGAUGGCCAGACUAUUUCCAUGUUGCUGAAGGUCCCGGAAAUCGUGUCAUGGGUUAUAUUAUGGGUAAAGUUGAAGGGCAGGGUGAAUCCUGGCAUGGUCAUGUGACAGCUGUCACUGUUUCUCCAGAGUAUCGGAGGCAACAACUCGCAAAAAAACUGAUGAACCUUUUGGAAGAUAUCAGUGAUAAGAUUGAUAAAGCUUACUUUGUGGAUCUGUUCGUGAGAGCUUCUAACACACCAGCCAUCAAGAUGUAUGAAAAGCUUGGUUAUAUAAUCUAUAGGCGGGUUCUACGCUAUUAUUCAGGAGAAGAAGACGGAUUAGAUAUGAGGAAGGCACUAUCAAGAGAUGUAGAUAAAAAGUCUGUGAUUCCUCUCAAGAGACCCAUCACACCUGAUGAAUUGGAGUAUGAUUAAGACCCUUUUCUUGCUCACUUCAUAAGGGUUAAAAGACUGUAUGUUCCUUAUUGCAUCAGAAAAAUCCUCAGAUGAUGAUGUUUUAUGUUGACAGUCGUUUCGUACCUAAAUUAUUUGCUCUCUUAUUUUA